This is a messenger RNA of Exophiala bonariae, 2094 nucleotides long. RefSeq lists its product as uncharacterized. Lineage: Eukaryota; Fungi; Ascomycota; Eurotiomycetes; Chaetothyriales; Herpotrichiellaceae. Gene Ontology annotation, cellular component: eukaryotic translation initiation factor 2B complex. Bases 1 to 2094 code for a protein of 697 amino acids. Gene Ontology annotation, molecular function: translation initiation factor binding; guanyl-nucleotide exchange factor activity; translation initiation factor activity. The record is from RefSeq and is a predicted model, not a curated record. The transcript has a single exon. Gene Ontology annotation, biological process: biosynthetic process.
AUGCCACCGAAAAAUCAGAAGUCUUCUGGUGGGAAGGGUCGGGCAGCAGAAGAAGCCAAAGAAGACCCCCUUUCAGCAGUUGUUGUCGCCGACAGUUUCGAGACAAGAUUCCGGCCUUUUACUCUGGAGAAACCUCGAUGUUUAUUGCCCUUGGCCAACACCCCUUUGAUCGAAUACACACUCGAAUACCUGGCUAGUGCUGGCGUUGAAAUUGUCUACAUCUACGCUGGGCCCCAUAUCGACCAACUGGAAGCCUACAUCAACGCAUCACGAUGGCGGGCAUCAACAUCACCUUUUACAGAGCUGCUCUUUCUCAGGUGUAUAGCAACUUGUGUCGGCGAUGUCAUGCGUGAUCUAGACCAGAAGCACUUGAUGUCAGGGGAUUUCCUGGUCGUCGGGGGUGAUAUUGUCUCCAAUUUUCCUCUUGAGAAGGCUCUGUCACAGCACAAAAGUCGCCGAGAGAAAGACAAGAAUGCCAUCAUGACGAUGGUGCUUCGUGAAUCAGAACCUGGCGUGCACGAGCACGGCGAAGGAGUGGUCUCUACCUUCGUACUGGACCCUUCAAAAAACAGAUGUUUGCACUACGAAGAAUCACUGCCUGGUGAACAAUUUACGGCUCAGAUUGACCCAGAGAUUCUGAAAACGCCAGAGAUUGAAAUCAGGCAGGACCUUAUUGACUGCCGCAUCGAUAUAUGCACCCCCGAUGUGCUCAGCCUGUGGUCGGACAAUUUCGACAAUCAAUCACCCCGCAAGGACUUCCUUUUUGGUGUCUUGAAGGACUGGGAACUCAACGGAAAGACCAUUCAUACCUUCAUCGUCAAGGACCAUUACGCUUCCCGGGUUGCAGAUUUUUGGUCGUAUAAUACUGUCUCCCAACACUUCCAGCAAGAUAUUGUCAGCUCCAUCGCAGUCGAGAACAAUGUUUUUGGUGAGACUAAGUACGAUCGGUCACAAUCUGGCUAUAUCAAAGACCGCGCAAUUAUUGUCCACCGACCGGCAAAGAUUGACGGUGGGUCCAUCAUUGGUGGUAAUACCAGUCUCGGCCGAGGGUGCUCCUUGACGAGUAGUGUCGUGGGUCAACGCUGCCACAUUGGGAAGGACACUCAAUUGAAUUCUACUUAUGUCUGGGAUGAUGUUGCAAUUGGCAAUAAUGUCAAGAUUACCCGUGCAAUUGUGGGUAACGAGGUUUUUAUUGGAGACGACUGCAUCAUUGAGGAGGGCGUCCUCAUCUCUUUCGGCGUAAGGAUAGCGCCUGGCACUACAGUUCCCGCAGGAUCAAGAGUAUGCAAGGGUCAAGGUGUAUCAGACGGAGGAGCACGAAAUGAUGGGCUUGUGGGCGGCUUGGGCGGUGAUGGCCAUGCGUACUUGGAAGAAGAAGACGAUUAUUUCGGGUCAAGUGCAUCCCGGCUGGUCUUCGACAAACUCGAUUAUGCCGAAUCAAUAUCUAGCCAGGGGUCUGAUUUGUCCGAGGAUGAAGCAUCAUCCUUCGAAGGCUCAAGAAGUCACAGCUUUGCUACAUCUAUGUCGGAUGAUGAUCAAGGGGACCGUUUCCAACACGACACGGUCGCCAUUCUCUUCCAAAGAAUGAAAGAAGGGCAGAAGGCUGACGACAUGUUGAGUGAACUCAUGGGACUGCGCUUUAGUGGUGGGGCAGAUGAAACCCAGGUCCGCCAUGCAGUCGCUGUUGCACUGAUGAAGCAUAUUCAUGGAUGCAUAGAAGAAAAUCUGUCACCCGCAGAAGCCACAAGGAAAACUCUCCAGGCAUACAACACCUUGAUACGACGGACAGGAGCCACUCAAGCUGUCCACGAACAAGUGUCAUUCCUGUUAGAUGCUCAGAAAGAUCUUACACGACGCAAGGAAGGUGGAAAGACACUGCUCUUUGUCGUCAAAGAUCUUUAUGACCUUGAAGUCUUUUCGGAGGAUGCAUUUGUGUCUUGGUGGGCGGAUGAGAGGUCUAGCAGUGAUGCAGACAUGAAUGCAGUCAGACAGCAAAGCGCUCAAUUUAUUGAAUGGCUUGAGAAUGCAGAGAGCGAAAGUGAGAGUGAAGAGGACGAGGAUGAUGAUGAUGAUGACGACGACGAAGACGAAUGA